This is a messenger RNA of Rhizophagus irregularis DAOM 181602=DAOM 197198, 375 nucleotides long. Lineage: Eukaryota; Fungi; Glomeromycota; Glomeromycetes; Glomerales; Glomeraceae. The record is from RefSeq and is a predicted model, not a curated record.
AUGAGGUCUACAGAAUUUGCAACAUUUGUAAAUGGUAUACGUGACAAUUAUGAGAUUGACAAAAAAUUGUAUGGAGUUGAUGCCGCCAUAGCUUUGGUUGAUGACCCUGAUAAGAAACAGUCCAUAAAUCCGAAAGAUGUUGCCAUCCCUGAAUCAGAGUUCAAACUUCAGUCUCUUAAGCCUAUUGUGCUUUCGGGUAUCAGAGAUGUCAAUUUGAUAGAAACUUCAGAUUGUGUAUUUAAGGUUGGACGUACUACAGGAUUAACUAAAGGACAAAGAUCGAGGGAGAAUUCUAUUCCUAUCUAUACAAUAUUGGUGAAGGUCUCCAAUAAACGCCGUGUUGGAGUUAAACCUUAUUUUGGUAGUCAAGAAUAA